Larimichthys crocea (large yellow croaker) is the source of this 1743-nucleotide messenger RNA. RefSeq names its product forkhead box D5 (gene foxd5). The record is from RefSeq and is a predicted model, not a curated record. Gene Ontology annotation, molecular function: RNA polymerase II cis-regulatory region sequence-specific DNA binding; DNA-binding transcription factor activity, RNA polymerase II-specific. The transcript has a single exon. The coding region runs from base 442 to 1515 and encodes 357 amino acids. Gene Ontology annotation, biological process: anatomical structure morphogenesis; regulation of transcription by RNA polymerase II; cell differentiation. Lineage: Eukaryota; Metazoa; Chordata; Actinopteri; Sciaenidae.
AUUCUGUUUUAUUUCAUGUACUAUGUGCUGGCAUCAUCUAAAUAUUUGGCAGAGGGACUAAAAUGCAUAAACUCUUUUGCUCAAAUACCGAAUACAACAAAUUAUAAACCUACACCCGUGAGGCCGUGCGCACUUCAGGUCUCCCCAAGACCCCCCCUCCCCUGUGUGCUUGCCUUCUCUGGCUCCCCGCGGUGAGGGGCUACUCUGAUAGGCCCAGAGGGUUAAUGGGACUGGCCUUCAGGGCAGCAGCCUCUCAGCAUAUAAAGCCCCAGCUUUCAUUACACAGCAAACAGUCAGUACACAAGGCUAAAGGACAACUAGACUGUAGAUGCGCUUUUACGCACCAGUAAGGGCCUUUUGGUUUUUACGCACGGCGAACCAUUGAUGUCUCUUUGAUACAGUUGAUUUUUUUACGCGUUUUUGAAUAUCCUGCGUGUGACUAUGACUCUCUCCAGUGAAUUUGAAGCUUCACAACAUGCUGCUCUACCUCUAGACGAGGAUGAGAUUGACAUAGUGGGCGAGGAUGAGCCAACCCACGGGCGCUUAUAUCGAAAUGAGUGCUCCACGGACCCCGGCUCCUCAGCAGAAUCUGGUGCUGAAUUUGACUCUUCAGAGCAUGACUCCUCGGGGGAGAGCGAGAACAGUUUCUGUGCAGACGCACCGCCGUCCAGGAAAGCCCAGAGCAGCUCGGUAAAGCCUCCCUACUCCUACAUUGCCCUCAUCACCAUGGCCAUCCUGCAGAGCCCGCUGAAGAAGCUGACGCUCAGUGGCAUCUGUGAUUUUAUCAGCAACAAGUUUCCCUACUACAGAGACAAGUUUCCCGCCUGGCAGAACUCCAUCAGGCACAACCUGUCCCUCAACGACUGUUUCAUCAAGAUCCCGAGGGAGCCUGGAAACCCAGGCAAAGGUAACUACUGGUCUCUGGAUCCUGCCUCAGAGGACAUGUUCGACAACGGAAGCUUCCUCCGACGAAGGAAGCGCUUCAAGAGAAACCACCCCGAGCUGGGCAAAGACGGACUUAUGUUUUAUUCCAACUUGAAUUGCUACCGGCCGUACGGGCAACCAUAUUGCGUACAGGGCCAGGUUAGCCCACCGCCUGCUGCUCCUAUCCGGUACAUGCCUCUGCAGGAGGGCAUCAUGAUGCCCCCCUCUCCCUAUCACCUCAUACCACAAACUCUGAACAGUCACGGGAAGUGCAGUGGGCCUAAAGACUUCAGAGCGCAGCUUUGCGCAACAGAAUCCGUUGAGCCAAAGCCAAAGCCUGGCCCGCAGGCAAAGUGCUCUUUCAGCAUUGACAGCAUCAUGAGCAAACCCUCUCCCAUCAGUGAAAAGAACCUAAAUCCACAGCAGAAUCGCCACAGCACCCUUGGGUACGGUCAUCUCAUGUCAGGCCCCGCUGCCUGUUUGGUUCCGACGCUCCUGCAGGCUCCCAGGACUCCGUUCUGCCCCCCUGCCAUGCUGAACACUACUCCUUUAUUAAAUGAACAUCUCAGACUCUCCUACACUCACUGCUGAAGCCGUUUAGUCAUGAGAAACUUUCUAGAGUCCGUAUGUGUGAUGUGAAGACACGUUGGUGUAGCUCAUUUCUUAAAGAAAUGUUUUAAUUGCAUGAUAUUUAUGUGUUGACAUUCAAAGUUAUGUCUUUAUGUCAGAAAUCAAUGUAAAUAAGAUGAGUGGUAAUAUAUUUGUGAACACUGCUGCAGUGGAGACCCUCCUUGUUGAUGAAUGUCUUUUUGUUAUUAA